This is a messenger RNA of Brassica oleracea var. oleracea, 510 nucleotides long. RefSeq lists its product as uncharacterized. The transcript is spliced from 2 exons. Gene Ontology annotation, molecular function: protein dimerization activity. Bases 1 to 510 code for a protein of 169 amino acids. NCBI's taxonomy places the organism in Eukaryota, Viridiplantae, Streptophyta, Magnoliopsida, Brassicales, Brassicaceae. The record is from RefSeq and is a predicted model, not a curated record.
AUGGAUUACAUACGCAAAAAGAUGUUGAAGAUGUAUGGAGUUUACAAGAAGAAGAAUACUAGUAGUGCACAGAGUUCACAAGAAGCAGGAAAAGAUACUCUACCAGCUGGUUACAGUGGCUUUUAUGGAUUAUUCUCUCAACAAGCAGGAACAUGUAAAUCUGCUUUGGAUGUGUAUUUAAGUGAACCGGUGCUAGAUAUGGUAGCAUUUAAAAGCUUAGAUGCCAUCAAGUAUUGGAAGGACAAUUCAAACCAGUUUAAGAAGUUGUCUCAAAUGGCCUGUGAUGUCCUCUGCAUCUCAAUAAAAAUAGUGUCAUCUGAGUCAUCCUUCAGUGUGGGAAGUCGGGUUCUUAGCAAGUACAUGAGUUGCCUUCUUCCAUCAAAUGUUCAAGCUCUGAUCUUUGCAAGAAAUUGGCUUCGUGGUGAAUGUGAUUUAGAUGAGGAAGAUAAGGAACAUGGCUUAGAUGAGGAAGCAGAAGAAAGUGGAAGGAAGAAGACCCGACUCAAUUAA